This is a messenger RNA of Engraulis encrasicolus (European anchovy), 1059 nucleotides long. Its product is annotated as receptor-type tyrosine-protein phosphatase S-like. Lineage: Eukaryota; Metazoa; Chordata; Actinopteri; Clupeiformes; Engraulidae. The record is from RefSeq and is a predicted model, not a curated record. The transcript has 6 exons. Bases 1 to 1059 code for a protein of 352 amino acids. Gene Ontology annotation, biological process: cell-cell adhesion.
AUGACUCCCCAGACAGUAGGAGGCCUUUCGGCUCCGGCCAAGCUGACCUCCAGACCGGGCCGUUCUCCUCUGCUGCUCCUCCUCCUCCUCACCGUACUCCUGCUGUCUCUGCCCAGCCUCUCUGGCGCCUCAGAGCCUCCAAGAUUCAUCCAGAUUCCCAAAGACCAGAUAGCCGUGUCAGGGGGAACUGUCUUAUUUGUGUGUCAGGCCACAGGUGAACCUAGACCACAGGUUGAGUGGAGAAAAAAAGGAAAGACAAUCGUUUCUCAACUAAAUCGUUAUGAAGUCAGAAAGUUUGAUGGGGGUGCAGGAGCUGUGUUGAGGAUCCAGCCUAUGAGAGCACCAGGGGAUGAGGCCACCUACGAGUGUGUGGCCCGCAACACACAAGGAGAAGCAUCGGUCACCUCUAAACUCACAAUACUUAGUGAGGACAAGCUUCCCCACGGCUUCCCCACCAUAGAUAUGGGUCCUCAGCUGAAGGUGGUGGAGCGCUCACGUACAGCCACCAUGCUGUGUGCCGCCAGUGGCGAGCCAGAGCCUGUCAUCACCUGGUUUAAGGACUUCCUGCCAGUCGAUCCCAGUGCCAGUGGCGGACGCAUCAAAAUGCUGAAAUCUGACUCUCUAGGUGCUUUGCAGAUUGAAAACUCAGACGAAACAGACCAGGGGCAGUACGAGUGUGCAGCAUCCAACUCUCAGGGUGUUCGCUUCUCUGCCCCAGCCAACCUUUAUGUGAGAGAGUGCUGUAUGCCCCCUCGCUUCCACACCCUCCCCACCAACCACGAGCUCAUGCCAGGAGGAAGUGUCAACCUCACUUGUGAGGCUGUGGGGCCACCCAUGCCCUCCGUCAAAUGGAUGCUCGGGUCUGAGGAUCUGACACCAGAGGACUCGAUGCCAAUUGGCCGAAAUGUGUUGGAGCUGACGAAUGUGCAACAGUCAGCCAACUACACCUGUGUGGCCAUGAGUUCCCUGGGCACGAUCUCAGCAGAGGUCGAAGUCAAAGUCAAAAAGCAAUGCAUCUCAUGUACAUCAAAAAUGCGUACAGGGGCAGCUGUGGCCUAA